CAUUUUCUCACCCCCCAAACACCAUUUUGUUUCUGAAUAACCAAUCGAUAUGGAUAUUUGGUCUUGGAUAUGCGAGCUGCCUAACUCGGACCAGUGGGUCGAGUCGGAGUCACCUCCCACCUUCCAACUCGUCAGCUCCAAACCAACUAAAGCCGACACAACCCAGUCGAUUCAACUCAGAGCUGAACGAACAUCCGGGUCUAACUCGGAAGCCUUGGUUACUUUCUCCGUCUACGUGCAUGGCUUCCACCCUUCUAAUGCAGAGAAGACCCUCUGGGUUUCUGACGCGUGUCCUCUCGCAUCUGACAAGCCAUUCCUCCCACUGCUUCUUCAAUUGGUCCAAGAGAUCGUGUCCCGUUCACCCACCGCGCAUGAUAGCACCUGCCCCCGCUCCCAGCUCCAGAAACUCAGACCCGAACCUGUUGCGUGGGUCCUUGACUCGCACUCGCCCGAGUCGCUCUCCAGUUUCUUCAACCUCGUCUUCCUCACGCGCCUCUUCUGGCUCUGUGUGUGCGAUGCGCCCAGUGAAGUCGGCUCUCUCUACUUCGACUCGCUCCUGACUCCCCAUAUCGAACUGUUCUCCUGCAACCACGCGCAUGUGCUGCGAACGUUCCUGGUUUCCAUCGGAGUGGACGCUGAGCUGUGUUUUAUGCGCUCCGUUGGGUACAUGUUAGCAAAAUGGUUGAUUUUAAGGGAGGUGGGCGUAGGAUUACAAAUGUUAACCCCAGUGCCGAAGCUGGGAUUUUCAUACGCAAUGGAAGCUCAUGGGUUGUGGACUCUGAAGGCCUACGCUCCGGUGAUGGCGAUGACUCGCACGCGCUUCAAAGGUCAAGAAAAACAGUACUCCGCAAUCGAGGCUAAGGAGUCCGUUCUGAGAUAUGCCCUAGCCCACCAACAGCUCGAGGUCGUGAUUCAGUUGGAAUAUUCCGUUGCCUUCCAUGACGGCUUUAUUCAAGUUAAUACACGUGUCAAUAAUCUGCGGUUCCACAUCGUAAAACUAGGAUUUUCUAAAAAUGAUGACAUGGAUUACAUCGACGAGAGGCAUUUCCCGUCGAGGAUUAGGGUUUGGAUUGGGCCAGAGAUUGGGUCAACUUACGUAGCAAGUUUGAGCUUGGGCCGGUCUACAGAAAACAUAGAGAAAGAAGUGAAAACGCAGAGAACAGUAAAGGGUAAUUUUGGAAAAAUGAAAAUACCAAGGGUAAAAGCAACAGCGAGGUUGUCGACGAGGACAAGGACGAAGAAUUGGAGGUGGGAUCAGGACGCGGAAGGGAACGCUGCCAUUUUUGAAGCAGUUCUAUGCGAAAACAAUAGUGGUGUGGAAGUAGCGACGAACAAGCCACCUAAUACUAUUAGUGAGGGUGACAAAUGGGAGAAUGGGUUGGGAAAGAGGUACUCUGGAGCGAAUAGAAUGUUUUCAAAGAGCGGGGGGUUAGUUUUUGCAGGGGAUGAGUAUGGAGAAGGGGUAGAGUGGAGACUGAGCAAAGAAAUGGAAGGGAGCGUGUUGAAAUGGAGAAUAGGAGGUCAAAUUUGGUUAAGUUAUUGGCCUAAUGAAAUCAAGACUUCAUACUUUGAAACAAGGUGUGUGGAAUGGUGCGACGAGGUGGAUUUGCCUUUAAUUCCUUGUAAAUAGAUUUUCAAAGGGAUUCAUAUGUACUCCUACUUAUAUUAAUAUAAGACCUAAUCAACUACUUUAUCUUAAUUUA
Molecule: messenger RNA, 1703 nt
Organism: Vitis riparia (riverbank grape)
Lineage: Eukaryota; Viridiplantae; Streptophyta; Magnoliopsida; Vitales; Vitaceae
Exons: 1
Coding region: 50-1630 (526 amino acids)
Source: RefSeq, a predicted model, not a curated record